Molecule: messenger RNA, 3953 nt
Organism: Porites lobata
Lineage: Eukaryota; Metazoa; Cnidaria; Anthozoa; Scleractinia; Poritidae
Source: the annotation of a GenBank genome assembly
AUGGAUGGUAUCCAAACCCCUUCGGCACAAAAAGGAAUCAUCCCUCGAUGUUGUGAACACAUUUUGAGCAGUACACGCCAGCGCAGUCUGGAAAAACAUAAUAAUUAUCUACUUCGCGUGUCAUACCUGGAAAUAUACAAUGAAGAAAUCCGAGAUCUGCUAGUCAAGGAGUAUAACUACAAGCCUGAAAUUAAGGAACGCCCAGACAAAGGAAUUUACGUCAAGGGUUUAUCAAGCAUAACUGUUGAUAGCUACGAGGAUAUAAGGGAGAUCUUAAAAUCAGGGCGUAAGAAUCGGUCAGUGGGUUCAACUUUGAUGAAUGCUGAUUCAUCUCGGUCUCAUUCGAUCUUUACCAUCGAUCUCGGGGCCUGCCUUUGUUCUGGUCCAGGCAAAAAGGAGGUCUAUCGCACAGGCAAGCUCAACCUGGUAGAUCUGGCGGGAAGUGAGCGUCAGAGUAAAACUGGUUGUACUGGCGAACGGUUUAAAGAAUCGACGAAAAUAAAUUUGUCAUUAUCGGUUCUCGGGAAUGUCAUAUCGUCCUUGGUCGACUGCAGAUGUACACAUGUUCCUUAUCGUGACUCAAAACUAACGAGGCUUCUGCAAGACUCGUUAGGUGGAAACUCAAAGACUUUGAUGAUUGCCUGCAUAAGUCCUGGGGAGAAUAAUUAUGAAGAGACCUUGAGCACUCUGAGAUAUGCUGCGCGUGCAAAUAGUAUUAAGAGCAAGCCAAAGAUAAAUGAGGACCCAAAAGAUGCGAUUUUGAAGAAGUAUCAUGAGGAGAUACUACAGCUGAAAAGGAUCAUUGCGAAGGAAAUUCCUGUUCCCAGCCAGCUGGUUGCUGAGUUGAAAGGUAAGCCUAUCAAGAUCAGCUGUUUGAUGAUAGAUAGCUGGAGAAUCUUUUCCAGCAGUUUUUGCCAUAAGAUGAACUGUCUCAUGGCAAUUAUCAAAAAUAACUUCUUGAAGGGAGCCAAAACAAUAUACUUGUUAAACGUUUUUCUCUCGUUGUUCUGGUCACUCUAUAUGAACAGGAAAAAGUUUUCAGCUCAAGGGGAAAGCAUGAAAAACUGCCACAAAAAUGAAUUGAUUUAAUUUCGUUAUUUUAUCUUAUUUUAAUUUAUUCCUAUUUCCUUUUUUUUCUUUUCAAUUCGUACGUGGUUCUAAAAUAUAGAAAUAUUAAAAGAUGGCAAAACUUGAGCUCAGUAGUGAACAAGUGAAUGAUUUUGCCCAUCAUAUAAAGCACUGGGUUCUGUGGACAGCCCGCACACCUGGUACGUGUUUGGCCGGAAUGUCAUGGGCCCAUUUCUGUCAAGAGUUUUUUGCUUGUCGCAACACUCGUAAAAUAAGGAUUAUUUCACUUUUCUUACCACAACAGUUUCGUAACAAGGUCUUUGUGACUAAGGAGCAAAAGGUCCCAUGCAUCUUUGCAGAUCUAAGAACGAAUUCGUUCUGAGCUCUGCACGGAGACAUGAUCAACAACAUUUGUUCUGUACUUAGAAUUUUUAUAGAGCUCUCAACUAGAUCGUCUGGAAUGCAGGUAUCGAGGUGUUUGAAAUUUUUAUAGUAUUAACUCAUUAGUUUAUAUUAUUUUACAGAAAUCAGAGAAGAAUCAAACAGCGCAUCGCUAAACUACGGUCGUUCUUUGACGAAGACGUGCGAGAAGGAAGAAACAAUUCAAACUUAUGUUUCAAGACAGAUAAGUGUGAAGGGAAUUGAGACGCGUCACAUCGACUCUCAAAAACUUCACGUAAAAGCCUGCAAAGAGAAAGCUUCUCUGAAGAGAGAACUUGACGAUAUCCGAGCGCAUCUUAAAAUGCAGCAGAGAAAACUUGAGUUUGAAGAAAGGAAAAAUAAGCUUGAGGAGCAUAAAACCGCUUUAAUGUUGCUAAGAGGACGGAGGACAGUGGAUGGAGGUUGCAUGUUAGGCACGCGUAAAGAGGCUGACAACGAUCAUCAACGCUCAUCAGAAUUACGACAAGCUACGUAUUCUGGAGAUUUAUCAACACAAGGGACAUCAACAGAAAUGAAACGUUUACCUGGUUAUUCACCCUUGUGGGUAGAAAAACCAUGCUUAGAAUUUGAGAGAGCAGAAAAGGAAGCGAAGUCAGUUUCGUCCUCAGCACAGGAAGGGCCCAUCAUGGUUUCGGUGGCAACGUCGACUGAUGAUUUAGAUGUACUGGUAAUGAAGACAGAUGUUGAUUUCAAACAUCAUAAAAAUGAACACGAACGGGAAAUGGAGGCAAACCACUGGAAUAUUCGAGAAAAUAUGUUAUGUCGAGAAGAAGCCGAGGGCCGUUCCAGAAGUGUGUCACCUGACAGUGAGGAAAAGAAGAGCUUCGCAAAUGGCCAGAUUGUUUAUUUAAGUUCACUAGAUGAGGAGGUAAGACAAGGGCAAAGCGUUUAACAAACAAUUUAGGCAUAUAUAUUUCAUAACGCAAGUCAGGGAUUGUUUUUACCCUUAUACUUCAUUAAUAUUGAAAUUUAUCUCAGAAGAAGAGUGACAUCUUUGUCAUUCUAUUGCUUAGUAUGCAUUGAUGGAAGUACUACUUGACUGGUAUAGUAAUUAGGAACGCAAACACUGACUGGGUAUGAUGAGUACACAUAUAAUCAUUUAAUUUUUGUCAGGUCAUGUGAUAAUACUCUAGAGAAUUGUUUCUUUCAAUUCACUUUCUAAUUCACGUGCAUAUAUAAGCAUGAUUUCUGAAAAGACAGAGGGUCAAGUUUCCCUAGGACUCUAUUGGGAAAUCAAAACAUACAAGCUAAAGAGGUGUAUUACGCUCUGACAUAACGACUGUCAGGGAGUAGGCUGUAAUAUACGUUUUAAGGUAAAAUUUAGAGGCACCAUUUGGUAACGGUAGCCCACGAAUUCAAGCAUUGCGAUAACCUUUUUGUGGGGAAACUAUACACUAUUUGAAGGCAAAUUAUCCAAAAAUAAAAUAAUGGAUAACGAAAUAUCAGAGUCAUAUGCCUUUGCUUUUAUAGUUGAGUGUCAUGAGUGGGCUCUGGGUGGAUCGAGGGUGAUUUCUUAAAGUGUUAACUGCUCACCAUAACACACCAAGAGAGGAUAAUGCUCUCUUAAAAACAUAAACUGAUUGCAAAGUCCAAAAAGACAUCUCGGAGAUCAGGCAACCUGUGGUUCGAGCUUUUACAGUCUCGAAAAGUGACUCACAAACUCAACUAAGUUGUACUACCUGCACUUUACUGAAAGAUGCUAUACAAUCACCCAUUGUCAAAAAAAUCAAGAAUAAUAAGGUGCCACAAGUCAACGGUCAAGUCUCUAAACAACUAGCACCUUGGGGGUAGAGGUGUGUGGCAUUUUAGGGAGGUGGCCGUUGUGAAGAGGAUAUAAAAAAUGCAACUGAAAUGUUGGACUGUCCGUCGGAUCGAUUUAAUAGUCUUAAUAUAGGGAGCUUAAGCAACGACGGCGGCGACGGCAACGAUAACGGCAAAAAAGAGCUAGCAAUAGGUUUGGAUUAGCUUAACAACAACUUUGCACGUGCUGCACACUUUUUUGUACAUUUCUUUCCAGUCACUGGACGAAUACGACGUAAAACUGCCUAAUUUCAUGUUCUGUGGUGGACUUGAAAACAAGACAACAACUUUCUUUUGUUUUCCUGAAAUUCGAUAAAGUCCCUUAGAGCUCAGUCAGCUCCAGAAAAAAUUGCCAACAUUUGACAAAUUCAACGAGAUGGAAUAAGCUCGAUAAAGUUUAAAGCAGCGCGAUUCACCUCUCAAGUGACGUUUUCGUAGUCCUCACCGUCGUUGUUUCUUAAACUCCCAAAUAUAGGUUGGACCGUAAUUUUGACCAAAACGUCUUACACCACAUGUUAUUUAUCAAUCUUUUUGCUGUCUUUCAGGGUCCAGUGAAUUUUGGUCUUUGCUGUCUCUGUCCUGAAAAGUCCUUUUUCGGCGAGAGAAUAGAAGAGUUCUUAGGGCAUAAGCAGAAACAUUCUUAA